This is a messenger RNA of Rotaria socialis, 819 nucleotides long. Lineage: Eukaryota; Metazoa; Rotifera; Eurotatoria; Philodinida; Philodinidae. The record is from the annotation of a GenBank genome assembly.
AUGCAUGGACCAUUGCAGAUGUUCAUACGUUCAUUACAUCCAUUUCUUAAAAAAACUAGUAAUGUCUGUCUUUCAACACAACGUCGACGAGCAUUAUCAAACGGAUCAUUUGUUCGACAGUUAUUUGAGCAAACAACAUCAACUUAUACUUAUAUAAUAGCUGAUGGGAAAAGUCGAGAAGCUUUCAUUAUUGAUCCAGUUAUUACAACAGUUGCACGUGAUAUGCAACUUAUUAAACAACUCGGUUUAACUUUACGAUAUGCAAUUAACACACAUGUUCAUGCUGAUCAUAUUACCGGUAGUGGUCGUCUUAAAACAUUAUUACCUGAAUGUCGAAGUGUGAUAAGCAAAUGUAGUGGUGGAAAGGCAGAUAUUUAUAUUGAACAUGGAGAUGAAAUUGAAAUUGGUGAGAAGAAUGACAAAAAUCAACGUUUAGUACUUGAAUGUCGAUCAACACCAGGCCAUACAAAUGGCUGUAUGACAUUUGUUUGGCAUAAAGGAGCAAGCGUAUUUACUGGUGAUUGUCUUUUAAUACGAGGUUGUGGAAGAACAGAUUUUCAACAAGGAAGUGCUGAUAAAAUCUAUACGUCUAUUUAUGAACACAUAUAUACGUUACCGGAUCAUUUCAUUGUUUAUCCUGGGCACGAUUAUACGGGUCAAACGAGUUCAACAGUUGCAGAAGAAAAACAAUUUAAUAGUCGUUUAUUGAAAUCAAGAGAAGACUUUGUUAAAUUUAUGAAAGAACUAAAACUUAGUUAUCCAUUGCAAAUUGACAAAGCUCUUCCAGCUAAUUUGGUAUGCGGUUUAGUAGAUCCAUAA